Molecule: messenger RNA, 1381 nt
Organism: Impatiens glandulifera
Lineage: Eukaryota; Viridiplantae; Streptophyta; Magnoliopsida; Ericales; Balsaminaceae
Exons: 2
Coding region: 310-1305 (331 amino acids)
Biological process (GO): asymmetric cell division
Source: RefSeq, a predicted model, not a curated record
UAGUAAAUUUGUACCACAAAAAUAAUAUAUUUGAAAAGUGGCAAUGGUACAUUUUAGUGGCAACUAUUCAAUACGAAUUUCUCAUAAGCAGAUAAUUUGUAGAAUAAUUCUUCUUCUUCUCCAAUAGAAACUAUAGAAAUAUCCAACUCAGUUCAUCUCUUUCUCCAUUUUUGCUCAAACUGAUGAUCAUUUCCUUGAUGGGUUCAGCUUGAUAUAUAUAUAGCCGUACAUCUUCUUCAACUGGGUUCUGUUAAAGCAUUGUUCUUUUGACCAGGUUUGUUUGCAAUUUGUUUUGAAGGCAAAUUAAGAAUGGAUUUAUGGGUUGUUGCAGCCGCGACAGGUGCAGGUUACUUGGCCAAAUACUGGCAGUCGGCUAUAAAUAGUGAAAAGGAUGCAUCCUCUGUUCAUAAUCAUCAACAACAAUUUAAUGAAUCACAAGGAAUUAGCAGAAUUUGGGAUCAUAAGGAUCGCCCAUCCAACAUAAUUGGUUUAGAAAACUCCUUGGAAAGAAAAUCCAUUUGGGAGAAUAAUAUUACAGAAAAUGAGAACUUCAAUCUAGAAAGUACUUCUUAUGGCGUUCAUAGACAUGAUGAUAUAAUAGAUGAUUUGUUGUUAGCCACUAAAACAUUCCAUCCGGGCAUCAUCUCUGUUACAAGUAGAAAUCCCGUUAAACCACUUUCCACUAUGCCGCCGACUGUAUGUCCAGUUUUGGUAACCGAUGGACAUCGAAUUACAAACGUUGGAAGAAACCAAGAGAAAGAAAAGCCGCGGCCAAGGGAAAGAACUUCUUCGGUUAAUGAUCAUCAUAAGGGUAGUGCUGCAGCAUCAGCAGCAGCAAGAGCAAGCGGAGUUGUACUUUUCUUUAUUGGAAUCACUAUAGGUGUCAUGACUGCUGCAAAAACAUGCAAAGGAGAAAUGGAUUAUUUGGGUAAGAAGUUGAAGAAUUCAGACAGUUUGGUUCAGGAUUUGAUAGAUGAGUUGGAUAUGAAAGAGACAAUCAUUGUGCAAGAACUGGAUGAAGAUCAUCAACACAAACAGGGACUAUUUAUGAAUGAAAUCGAAACAGAGCUUGAAGCCGAGCUGGCCAGGCUGCAGAUUAUAGACAUCAGACAACCAUCUGCUAAUUUUUAUGAAGAUGACGAGGAAGAAGAUGACUUAGAUUAUGAUAUUGGGUCUGCCAACUACGCAGUUUCACCUAAAGAGCUCAAAUUGAGGCUUUAUGAGGUCCUAGAAUCGAGGCUUGAGGCGCGCAUAAGGGAACUAGAGCAAGCACUCAUGAUAAGCCAAGCCCAAGAGGGGAAUUAAAACUAUUGUUUCCUUAUAUGCAUCAAUCAAAACUAUUGUUUUUUCAUUGAAUCUAACUGGUUAAUAGAUCGGUUUG